AUGGCACAGUAUCAGCUCCCAUUCAAGCUAGCGGAUCCCAGUCUGCUAAAAUUCGAUUCCAUCAUCGGUGACAAAUGGGUCGGCGCAAAGAGCGGAAAGCGAUUUGAAGUCCUCGAUCCUGGUACCGACAAAGCAUGGGCCAGCUGCCCUGCCAACGCCGCAGAAGAUGUCUCCGCCGCCGUUGAAAACGCCCACGCAGCCUUCGAGAAAUUCCGCAAAGUGAAUCCCCGUCAACGCGCAAAGUGGUUACUAGAAUGGCACAAUCUGACAGUCGCAGCCCGCGAUGACCUCGCCCAGAUCGUAACUCACGAGACUGGAAAACCACUGGCAGAGGCAUACGGCGAGAUCGACUACUCCCUGGGCUUCCUUUGGUGGUUCGCUGGUGAAGCAGAGCGUAUCCAGGGAAGUGUAUCAACGGCCGCGGCACCGAACCGCCGCGUCUUCACCAUUAAGCAGCCGAUCGGUGUAGCAGCCGCUCUUGUCCCAUGGAACUUCCCUAUUGCCAUGGUUCUUCGGAAGGUCGGUGCUGCGAUGGCGGCUGGAUGCACGAUGGUCGUCAAGCCCAGUCCCGAGACGCCGAUUUCGGCACUCGUCCUAGCGGAGCUGGCGCAUCGUGCUGGUAUCCCGGCCGGGGUGUUGAAUGUGCUGACUACAGAUUUGGAGAAUACACCGCCGCUGAGCGAGGCGUUGUGUAAGCACCCGCUUGUUAAGAAGGUGACUUUCACGGGCUCGACGCGCGUCGGCAAGUUGGUGGCUGAGCACUGUGCGCAUGGACUGAAGAAAUUGACCCUCGAGCUCGGUGGAAAUUGUCCUUUCCUUGUGUUCGAUGAUGCCAAUCUCGAUCAGGCGAUCGACCAGCUCAUGUCGCUGAAAUGGCGUCAUGCCGGUCAGGCUUGUAUUACUGCCAAUCGGAUCUACGUCCAGUCUGGGGUUUAUGAUCGCUUUGCUGCGCUUCUGAAGGAGCGCACGUCUGCACUGGUUGUUGGCCAUGGUGCGGUGGCCGAUACCACGAUGGGACCUUUGACUACGCCUCGGAGUAUUGAGAAGGCCUCUGCGCAGGUUGAGGAUGCUCGUCGUCUCGGCGCUGAUGUUAUUUUGGGUGGUAACGCUAUGAAGUCGCAGCCAGGUUACUUCUUCGAGCCUACUAUCUUGUCUGGGAUGACGGAGGAGAUGCUCAUCUCGCAGGAAGAAUCAUUUGCGCCUAUUGCGGCGCUGUAUCGGUUUGAGACUGAGGAUCAAGCUGUCAAGGUGGCUAAUGAUACCAGCAUGGGUCUGGCCAGUUAUGCUUUCACUAAGAAUAUCGAUCGCAUGUGGCGUCUUUUGGAGAACUUGGAGGCGGGUAUGAUCGGAAUGAACACCGGCAACUCAUCGGCUGCCGAGUCGCCGUUCGGUGGUAUCAAGGAGUCUGGAUAUGGCAAGGAGAGUGGAAAGGACGUUGCUGUCAAUGAAUACUUGGUUACCAAAACGGGCACCAUGACUCUUGAGGGACAAUACUGA
Penicillium coprophilum is the source of this 1497-nucleotide messenger RNA. RefSeq names its product NAD-dependent succinate-semialdehyde dehydrogenase. The transcript has 4 exons. The record is from RefSeq and is a predicted model, not a curated record. The coding region runs from base 1 to 1497 and encodes 498 amino acids. Gene Ontology annotation, molecular function: succinate-semialdehyde dehydrogenase (NAD+) activity. NCBI's taxonomy places the organism in Eukaryota, Fungi, Ascomycota, Eurotiomycetes, Eurotiales, Aspergillaceae.